AUGUCUUUCUCUCCAGAAAAUUACCUUCAGACAUCACAGUCGUACACCCAAUCUGCGAUGACCUUUACAGUGAUGGGCAUCAUUGAUAUAGCCAAUUCCAAAUUGUCGCAGAUCGAUAAGUGGAAGGAUUAUGAAGAUCCACAUAAGGCGUCAGUCGAUAGACUAAAUAAAGGGAGGAAUCACAUUAUUCGAGAAUUGAAAGAUGACAACGACGAUAAUGGUACCGCAAUUAUACCGACGGGAAAUACUCUCUAUAAGCUUACCUUAAAGGACUCUGAAGAUAACUACUGCUAUGGGUAUGAGUAUAUGGACAAAUUGCCCUUUUUGAGGAAAACACAGAAACCCGCAGGAGAUAGUGGUAGCUCGCCAUUACCUAUCCCAUUGGGAAGUAGAAUAAGGAUAGAAAAGGGAACGCUAAUAAUGAAUGGGGUUUUGAUGCUUACUAGAGUCCAGUGCCUGUACUUAGGGUUGCUGGACCAUGACAAAGAACUAUACCAAAAGUUGAACCUGGAUAUCGCAAAGAAGAAUAUCCAGUAUUUAACAGGAGAGUUAAAAAGCCAGAAGUAA
Messenger RNA from Dujonia railenensis, 567 nucleotides. NCBI's taxonomy places the organism in Eukaryota, Fungi, Ascomycota, Pichiomycetes, Serinales, Debaryomycetaceae. The record is from the annotation of a GenBank genome assembly.